AUGGCUCAAGUUACAAGCGAUACAAGUGAUAAAACCAUGACACAAAUGAUAGCGACUCCGACACCUCCAGGAAGUAAUGAAGACAAUACACGAUCACGUAAUCGUUCGUCCAUGACUCGUCGAAGUGUUUUGCCUGUCUUAAAGUUUUGGAAAGCUUUUGAUCUGGAUAGUAAGCGUGUGUUGCUUGAUUCUCAAGGUAGCACCAUGAAGAGCGAUAAAGAGGCCAGUGUACGCUCACGUAAGAAACUGGCAGAGACAACGAAGCAGUUCAGACGAUUGAAUUCUGAUGCGGAUAGGGCAGCGGGCGCUGGACCGUUACUUAAAGCUUAUCAGGAGGAGAUUGAUCAUCUUACGCGUCGUGCCAAAUUUUCGGAGAAUGCUUUCUUUCAAUUGUACAAGGGACUUUAUACUGCCCCGGACCCUGCUCCAGCUUUAGCACUUGCUUCUUCAGAUUGUGAAAUGGAUGAUGUGAUGGAAGAAAAUAAGACGCUACAGCGAGAAUUGAAGGAAUACGAAGCGGAGUUUGCUACGCUAAAGAAUCAAGAAAUUACUAUUCGAAAGCUAGAAGAGCAAGUUGCUGCUGCUGCUAGAGGACAAGAGGAGAUCAUACAUCGACAGGUGGAACAACGAACGAGGGAAGUGGAUAUUCAGUUGGAAAAUGCACGAUUGGAAUGGGCGCAGCAGCGACGUGACUACGAGCGUCAACUGGAAGCUUCACGCGCCGAGUUGCGUGAAGCAUUUGCACGACUGGAUGCGAUGCAAUCGGAUUUGUUUGCGCACAAACAGCGCUCAGGGCUUGCACGUAAAGCAUUAGACGCUGAGAUGGAAGUCAUUUCGCAGGAAUCAUUAUUAUUACAGACACUACAGUUGGAAAAUGCUCAGCUUAAGAAUCAGCUCGAUGAGUUGCGUAGUUCGUCAACGACCUUGGAGACCCAUGACAAACGCUCCAUGGCACCUCCAAAUGCAGACACAGAAGGAGGCGAGACCAGUCAGUUGGCAAAGGAGAUGCAAGCGGAACAGAAUACAGUUGUCGCUACGCUACGCCAGGAGGUAAUCCGUCUUCAGGAGGCGAACGCGACAUCCAGUGCAGCUGCAGCAGAAGAAUUGACGAGACUGAAUAGUGCUCUGGAGAAUGCUGAGCAAGUUACAAAGGAUCUAGAAGCUCAGCUGGAAGCGCGUCCGACACUCGAGAAAUUCCACGAGGUGACUCGCAAAUUGCGUGUUUUACAGCAACUGGAGUACAAUGUUGUCGAUGACGACGAUGAUAGUAGUAGACCGCCAAGUUUAAAAUCUGCGGAGGACGACGGAGUUGCAGGUGGAUUGGAAGCGGCUACUGUUGAUGUGGAGAAGAUUCUUGUGUUUCGCGUACGCCGCUUGGAGCACUCGCUCCAAGAAUGCGAGCGGUCCCUACAAGCUCGGACAUUGUUACUACAAGAGGCUCAGGGUGAUCUUCAUAACCGUGACGUUACAAUUCGAGAGCAGGCAACGCUCAUUCGUAAUUUGGAGGAGAAUGUAGCUGCGCUUGAGAAAGAUCGACGAAAUUGCGCGGCGGGUGUAACCAGCGGUGACAUUGGCUCGGAAAUUCUCCUGGAUGCCAUGGAAGAUCAAUUUACUGCAACCUCGACUUCUACUCGUGGUAAUGGGGUAGCAGCAGCAAGAACGGACGCUGCGACUUGGAACUCCGCCGCAUCGUCGGAUAACAAGAUGCUUGAGAUCGUUCGUGGCCAGCGUGAUCGUUUUCGCGAGCGAAUGAAAGAGCUACAAAGCGAAAAGAAUCGCGUGGAAGAGCUUGCGCAGUCGUAUAAGAGCACGGUGGCACGUCUUGAAACCGACAACAUGCAGUUGUAUCACAAGAUCCGCUAUCUCCAGAGUUACAGUGGCGACAACAAGGCUGCAGGUGCUCGCAUUAAGCCUAGUUAUGCUGGUCUGGAGGAUGGUAUUGCUGGAAUAUCCGACGUGGAAGCUCGCUACCGUGGCAUGUAUGAGAAAAAGAUGAAUCCAUUUGUGCAAUUCAACAAGAUGGAGACCCAGCAGCGUUUUACGAAUUUGAAUCCAGUGGACAAGAUCUUGCUGACGAGUGCCAAGUUGUUAUUGGCCCACCGCAUUACUCGUAACAUGGCGUUUGGAUACAUUUUGGUACUCCAUUUCCUUGUUAUUGCCACUCUGUAUUCCUUCAUGCAUGUAUGUGGCGUCACGAAUGACUCGUAA
Molecule: messenger RNA, 2208 nt
Organism: Peronospora belbahrii
Lineage: Eukaryota; Oomycota; Peronosporomycetes; Peronosporales; Peronosporaceae
Source: the annotation of a GenBank genome assembly